Messenger RNA from Emiliania huxleyi CCMP1516, 1257 nucleotides. RefSeq lists its product as hypothetical. NCBI's taxonomy places the organism in Eukaryota, Haptophyta, Isochrysidales, Noelaerhabdaceae. The transcript has 7 exons. Bases 37 to 1104 code for a protein of 355 amino acids. The record is from RefSeq and is a predicted model, not a curated record. Gene Ontology annotation, cellular component: precatalytic spliceosome.
CGCAGCGCGCAAGCGAGUGCAGUGCUUGCGUGUGCUAUGUGGGGCAAGAAUAGCGCCAACGUCACGGACACGACCGCCAUAUCGGUGCACGGCACGAACCCGCAGAACCUGGUCGAGAAGAUCCUGCGCUCCAAGAUUUACAACCACGCGUACUGGAAGGAACACUGCUUCGGCCUCACCGCCGAAUCGCUCGUCGACAAGGCGAUGGAGCUCGACACUGUCGGCGGGACCUUCGGCGGGAUCCGCGAGCCGUCGCACUUCAUCCAGCUCACUCUCAAGAUGCUGCAGAUCCAGCCCGAAAAGGAGAUUGUGCUCGAGUUUAUCAAGAAUGAGGACUACAAGUACGUGCGCGCCCUCGGCGCCUUUUACCUCCGCCUCACCGGCCGGCCUGCCGAGGUGUUUCAGUACCUCGAGCCGCUCUACAACGACUACCGCAAGUUGCGCCGCCGCCUCGCGUCGGGCGAGUACUGCCUCGUUCACGUCGACGAGCUGGUCGACGAGCUGCUGCGCGACGAGUAUGUCUUCGACCUCGCUCUGCCGCACUUGCCGAAGCGGCACACGCUGGUCGCCUCCGGCCUGCUCACUGGCCCGCGCCGGUCGGCUCUCGAGGAGGACCUCAACGAGCUGAUUGCUGAGGAGGAGGCGGCCGAGGCGGCGGCGAAGGCGGAGGCAAAGGCGGCGGCAAAGGCGGCGGCCAAGGAGCAAAAAGCGGCGGCCGAGGCGGCAGCGAGGGAGAAAGAGGCGGCCGCGGCGAGCCGGCGGCCUCCGCCGCCGCCGCCGCCUCCGCCGCGCGGGCGCGGCGAGAUGGAGAGGCAUGGCGAGGAGGGGCGGCGAGGGGAGGCGGAGCGGCGCGGCGAGCGGCGCGGCGAGCGGCGUGGCCGCAGCCCCGACCGCGGCGACCGAGGAGGCAGGGGCGGCAGGGGCGGGGGCAGGUCGUAUUCGCGCUCCCCGUCCCCGCGCCGGCGGGGGCGGAGCCGCGGCCGCCGCUCGCCCUCGUCGUCGGCUUCGUCGUACUCCUACAGCUACAGCAGCAGCGGCCGCCGCAGCGGCAGCGGCGAGCGCGGCGGCAGCGGCGAGCGAGGCCGCCGCAGCCCACGCCGCUGAGCUGCCGCUGAGGUGAGGGGGUUCUUGCAUCGGAAGACCCCGCCAUGCGUCCCGGUCUGCCGUGCGUGUGUGGUGUCUGGUGAUAUGGCUCGCGCUCCAGGCGCCUCGCCGCAUCCGCGCGCGCCCUAUCUACAACACUUUCCCCACACAACU